Molecule: messenger RNA, 8081 nt
Organism: Mandrillus leucophaeus (drill)
Lineage: Eukaryota; Metazoa; Chordata; Mammalia; Primates; Cercopithecidae
Product: microtubule-associated serine/threonine-protein kinase 4
Exons: 26
Coding region: 577-7866 (2429 amino acids)
Biological process (GO): intracellular signal transduction; peptidyl-serine phosphorylation
Molecular function (GO): ATP binding; protein binding; protein serine/threonine kinase activity
Source: RefSeq, a predicted model, not a curated record
GCAAGAGCAGCUUUUUCUAUUCAAAUUCUUUUCCUUGUAUGUAGAUACCAAAAGGAAACUCGGCACUGGGCAUGUUCGGAUGUGAAUGGUUUUGCUGAUAAGCAACAGCCUCCGGAACCAAAGCCUCAAAAUAGUCGUCUCCCCCGCCCCCCGCAGAAGCUGCGAAUGGUAUCUGCCAAACAGAUGACAAAGUACCUCGGACUGAAUCCCACAGACAGCGUUUUGAGCAGAACACACGGCUCAACUCUUGUAAUUACUGUUUAUAGCUGGCCGAGCCUGACUAGGAGAGGGCAGACCCGAGAGGAAAUCAGUUUCCCGGACCUUUGAGAGGAGGCUGUGUGUUAAUUAAAGACUAGGACGGGACGGGUACUUCUCAGACAUGCUCCAAGUUGUUCUUGAGAUCACAGUUCCCACCACGUUUUCUCUGGAGGGAGUGAGUAGAUAAUUGGGAUUUUUUUUUUUUUUUUUUUGGUCUUGUCUUUCUUCCUUUUUUUUUUUUUUUUCUUCUUUUUCUUUUUCCUCUCCCCAUUUUAGUCAUAUGGCCUUGAACCCACAGUGAAUUGAAGAGAGAAAGAAAUGGAUAUGUCUGACCCCAAUUUUUGGACUGUGCUCUCAAACUUUACUUUGCCUCAUUUGAGGAGUGGGAACAGGCUUCGGCGAACACAAAGUUGCCGAACAAGCAACCGGAAAAGCCUAAUAGGCAAUGGGCAGUCACCAGCAUUGCCUCGACCACACUCACCUCUCUCUGCUCAUGCAGGAAAUAGCCCUCAAGAUAGUCCAAGAAAUUUCUCCCCCAGUGCCUCAGCCCAUUUUUCAUUUGCACGGAGGACUGAUGGACGCCGCUGGUCGUUGGCUUCUCUCCCUUCCUCUGGCUAUGGGACAAACACACCCAGCUCUACGGUCUCUUCAUCCUGUUCCUCCCAGGAGAAGUUGCAUCAGUUACCAUACCAACCAACACCGGACGAGUUACACUUCUUGUCGAAACAUUUCUGUACCACCGAAAGCAUCGCCACUGAGAACAGAUGCAGGAACACGCCGAUGCGCCCCCGUUCCCGAAGUCUGAGCCCUGGACGUUCUCCCGCCUGCUGUGACCAUGAAAUAAUUAUGAUGAACCAUGUCUACAAAGAAAGGUUCCCAAAGGCUACAGCUCAGAUGGAAGAACGUCUAAAGGAAAUUAUCACCAGCUACUCUCCUGACAAUGUUCUACCCCUAGCAGAUGGAGUGCUUAGUUUCACUCACCACCAGAUUAUUGAACUGGCUCGAGAUUGCUUGGAUAAAUCCCACCAGGGCCUCAUCACCUCACGAUACUUCCUUGAAUUACAGCACAAAUUAGAUAAGUUGCUACAGGAGGCUCAUGAUCGUUCAGAAAGUGGAGAACUGGCAUUUAUUAAACAACUAGUUCGAAAGAUUCUAAUUGUUAUUGCCCGCCCUGCUCGGUUAUUAGAGUGCCUGGAAUUUGAUCCGGAAGAAUUUUACUACCUAUUGGAAGCAGCAGAAGGCCAUGCCAAAGAAGGACAGGGUAUUAAAACUGACAUUCCCAGGUACAUCAUUAGCCAACUGGGACUCAAUAAGGAUCCCUUGGAAGAAAUGGCUCAAUUGGGAAACUACGACAGUGGAACAGCAGAAACUCCAGAAACAGAUGAAUCAGUGAGUAGCUCUAAUGCCUCCCUGAAACUUCGAAGGAAACCUCGGGAAAGUGAUUUUGAAACGAUUAAAUUGAUUAGCAACGGAGCCUAUGGGGCAGUCUACUUUGUUCGGCAUAAAGAAUCCCGGCAGAGGUUUGCCAUGAAGAAGAUUAAUAAACAGAACCUCAUCCUUCGAAACCAGAUCCAGCAGGCCUUUGUGGAGCGGGAUAUCCUGACUUUUGCAGAAAACCCCUUUGUUGUCAGCAUGUAUUGCUCCUUUGAAACAAGGCGCCACUUGUGCAUGGUCAUGGAAUAUGUGGAAGGGGGAGACUGUGCUACUUUAAUGAAAAACAUGGGUCCUCUCCCUGUUGAUAUGGCCAGAAUGUACUUUGCUGAGACAGUCUUGGCCUUGGAAUAUUUACAUAAUUAUGGAAUUGUACACAGGGAUUUGAAACCAGACAACUUGUUGGUUACCUCCAUGGGGCACAUAAAGCUGACAGAUUUUGGAUUAUCUAAGGUGGGACUAAUGAGCAUGACUACCAACCUUUAUGAGGGUCAUAUUGAGAAGGAUGCUCGGGAGUUCCUGGAUAAACAGGUCUGCGGCACACCUGAAUACAUUGCACCAGAAGUGAUUCUGAGGCAGGGUUAUGGAAAGCCGGUGGAUUGGUGGGCCAUGGGGAUUAUCCUCUAUGAAUUUCUGGUUGGAUGCGUGCCCUUCUUUGGGGAUACUCCAGAAGAGCUAUUUGGACAAGUCAUCAGUGAUGAGAUCAACUGGCCUGAGAAGGAUGAGGCACCCCCACCUGAUGCCCAGGAUCUGAUUACCUUACUCCUCAGGCAGAAUCCCCUGGAGAGGCUGGGAACAGGUGGUGCAUAUGAAGUCAAACAGCAUCGAUUCUUCCGUUCUUUAGACUGGAACAGUUUACUGAGACAGAAGGCAGAAUUUAUUCCCCAACUGGAAUCUGAGGAUGACACAAGUUAUUUUGAUACUCGGUCUGAGAAGUAUCAUCAUAUGGAAACGGAGGAAGAAGACGACACAAAUGAUGAAGAUUUUAAUGUGGAAAUAAGGCAGUUUUCUUCAUGUUCACAUAGGUUUUCAAAAGUUUUCAGCAGUAUAGAUCGAAUCACUCAGAAUUCAGCAGAAGAGAAGGAAGACUCUGGGGACAAAACCAAAAGCACAACCUUGCCAUCCACAGAAACACUGAGCUGGAGUUCAGAAUAUUCUGAAAUGCAACAGCUAUCAACAUCCAACUCUUCAGAUACUGAAAGCAACAGACAUAAACUCAGUUCUGGCCUACUUCCCAAACUGGCUAUUUCAACAGAGGGAGAACAAGAUGAAGCUGCCUCCCGCCCUGGAGACCCCCAUGAGGAGCCAGGAAAGCCAGCCCUUCCCCCUGAAGAGAGUGCCCAGGAGGAGCCCGAGGUCACCACUCCAGCCAGCACCAUCAGCAGCUCCACCCUGUCAGUUGGCAGUUUUUCAGAGCACUUGGAUCAGAUAAAUGGACGAAGCGAGUGUGUGGACAGUACAGAUAAUUCCUCAAAGCCAUCCAGUGAACCCGCUUCUCACAUGGCUCGACAGCGAUUAGAAAGCACAGAAAAAAAGAAAAUCUCUGGGAAAGUCACAAAGUCCCUCUCUGCCAGUGCUCUGUCCCUCAUGAUCCCAGGAGAUAUGUUUGCUGUUUCCCCUCUGGGAAGUCCAAUGUCUCCCCAUUCCCUGUCCUCGGACCCUUCCUCUUCACGAGAUUCCUCUCCCAGCCGAGAUUCCUCAGCAGCUUCUGCCAGUCCACAUCAGCCGAUUGUGAUCCAUAGUUCAGGGAAGAACUACGGCUUUACCAUCCGAGCCAUCCGGGUGUAUGUGGGAGACAGUGACAUCUAUACAGUGCACCAUAUCGUCUGGAACGUAGAAGAAGGAAGUCCAGCGUGCCAGGCAGGACUGAAGGCUGGAGACCUUAUCACACACAUCAAUGGAGAACCGGUGCAUGGACUCGUCCACACAGAAGUUAUAGAGCUCCUACUGAAGAGUGGGAAUAAGGUGUCAAUCACUACUACCCCAUUUGAAAACACAUCCAUCAAAACUGGACCAGCCAGGAGAAACAGCUAUAAGAGCCGGAUGGUGAGGCGGAGCAAGAAAUCCAAGAAGAAGGAAAGUCUCGAAAGGAGGAGAUCUCUUUUCAAAAAGCUAGCCAAGCAGCCUUCUCCUUUACUCCACACCAGCCGAAGUUUCUCCUGCUUGAACAGAUCCCUGUCGUCGGGCGAGAGCCUCCCAGGUUCCCCCACUCAUAGCUUGUCUCCCCGGUCUCCAACACCAAGCUACCGCUCCACCCCUGACUUCCCAUCUGGUACUAAUUCCUCCCAGAGCAGCUCUCCUAGUUCUAGUGCCCCUAAUUCUCCGGCAGGGUCCGGGCACAUCCGGCCCAGCACUCUCCACGGUCUGGCACCCAAACUCGGCGGGCAGCGGUACCGGUCCGGAAGGCGAAAGUCGGCUGGCAACAUCCCACUGUCCCCGCUGGCCCGGACGCCCUCUCCAACCCCGCAACCCACCUCCCCGCAGCGGUCACCAUCCCCUCUUCUGGGACACUCACUGGGCAAUUCCAAGAUCGCGCAAGCCUUUCCCAGCAAGAUGCACUCCCCGCCCACCAUCGUCAGACACAUCGUGAGGCCCAAGAGUGCGGAGCCGCCCAGGUCCCCGCUGCUCAAGCGCGUGCAGUCCGAGGAGAAGCUGUCGCCCUCUUACGGCAGUGACAAGAAACACCUGUGCUCCCGCAAGCAUAGCCUGGAGGUGACCCAAGAGGAGGUACAGCGGGAGCAGUCCCAGCGGGAGGCGCAGCUGCAGAGCCUGGAUGAGAACGUGUGCGACGCGCCACCACUGAGCCGCGCCCGGCCCGUGGAGCAAGGCUGCCUGAAACGCCCGGUCUCCCGGAAGCUGGGCCGCCAGGAGUCUGUGGAUGACCUGGACCGCGACAAGCUGAAGGCCAAGGUGGUGGUGAAGAAGCCAGAUGGCUUCCCAGAGAAACAGGAAUCCCACCAGAAAUCCCAUGGACCCGGGAGUGAUUUGGAAAACCUUGCUCUGUUUAAGCUGGAAGAGAGAGAGAAGAAAAUCUAUCCGAAGGCUGUGGAAAGGUCAAGUCUCUUUGAAAACAAAGCGGCUAUGCAGGAGGCGCCACCGCUGGGCAGCCUGCUGAAGGACGCUCUUCACAAGCAGGCCAGCGUGCGUGUCAGCGAGGGUGCGAUCUCGGAUGGCCCGGUGCCUGUGGAGCACGGCCAGGGUGGCGGGGACUUCAGACGGGCCCCUGCUCCUGGCACCCUCCAGGAUGGUCUUUGCCACUCCCUCGACAGGGGCAUCUCCGGGAAGGGGGAAGGCACGGAGAAGGCCCCCCAGGCCAAGGAGCUUCUCCGAUGUGAGAAGUUAGACAGCAAGCUGGCCAACAUCGAUUACCUCCGAAAGAAAAUGUCACUUGAGGACAAAGAGGACAACCUCUGCCCUGUGCUGAAGCCCAAGAUGACAGCUAGCACCCACGAAUGCCUGCCAGGGAACCCCGUCCGACCCAUAGGUGGGCAGCAGGAGCCCCCACCAGCUUCUGAGAGCCGAGCUUUUGUUGGCAGCACCCAUGCAGCUCAGAUGAGUGCCGUCUCUUUCGUUCCCCUCAAGGCCUUAACAGGCCGGGUGGACAGUGGAACGGAGAAGCCUGGCUUGGUUGCUCCUGAGUCCCCUGUUAGGAAGAGCCCCUCCGAGUAUAAGCUGGAAGGUAGGUCUGUCUCAUGCCUGAAGCCGAUUGAGGGCACUCUGGACAUUGCUCUCCUGUCCGGACCUCAGGCCUCCAAGACAGAACUGCUUUCCCCGGAGUCUGCACAGAGCCCUAGCCCAAGUGGUGACGUGAGGCCCUCUGUGCCACCAGCUCUCCCCAACAGCAGUGGGAAAAGGAGUGAUACCACCAGUGCGAGAGAGCUUUCUCCUUCCAGCUUAAAGAUGAAUAAAUCCUACCUGCUUGAGCCUCGGUUCCUGCCCCCCAGCCGGGGUCUCCAGAAUUCACCAGCAGUUUCCCUGCCUGACCCAGAGUUAAAGAGGGACAGGAAAGGUCCCCAUCCUACUGCCAGGAGCCCCGCAACAGUCAUGGAAAGCAAUCCCCAACAGAGAGAGAGCAGCUCCCCCAGAUGCCAAGACCACACCACCGACCCCAAGCUUCUGACCUGCCUAGGGCAGAACCUCCACAGCGUUGACCUGGCCAGGCCACGCUGCCCACUCCCACCUGAAGCUUCCCCGUCAAGGGAGAAGCCAGGCCUGAGGGAAUCGUCUGAAAGAGGCCCUUCCACAGUCAGAAGUGAGCGCUCUGCUGCGAGGACUGACAUACGCAGAGAGCCCUCCAUGGAACUGUGCUCUUCAGAAACUGUGAAAACCAGUGACAACUCCAAAAACCUCCUCUCUCUGGGCAGGACCCACCCAGAUUUCUAUACACAGACCCAGGCCAUGGAGAAAGCAUGGGCGCUGGGUGGGAAAACGAACCACAAAGAUGGCCCAGAUGAAGCGAGGCCCCCGCCCAGAGAUGACAACUCUCUGCACUCAGCUGGAAUUCCCUGUGAGAAGGAGCUAGGCAAGGUGAGGCGUGGCGUGGAACCCAAGCCCGAAGCCCUUCCUGCCAGGCGGUCUCUGCAGCCACCUGGAAUUGAGAGUGAGAAGAGUGAAAAGCUCUCCAGUUUCCCAUCUUUGCAGAAAGAUGGUGCCAAGGAACCUGAAAGGAAAGAGCAGCCUCUACAAAGGCAUCCCAGCAGUAUCCCUCCGCCCCCUCUGACCUCCAAAGACCUGCCCAGCCCGGCUGCCAGGCAGCAUUGCAGUUCCCCAAGCCACGCUUCUGGCAGAGAGCCGGGGGCCAAGCCCAGCACUGCAGAGCCCAGCCCGAGCCCCCAGGACCCUCCCAAGCCUGUUCCUGCGCACAGUGAAAAUAGCAGCCACAAGCCCCGGCCUGGCCCUGACCCGGCCCCUCCAAAGUCUAAGCACCCUGACCGGUCCCUCUCCUCUCAGAAGCCAAGUGUUGGGGCCACAAAGGGCAAAGAGCCUGCCACUCAGUCCCUCGGCAGCGGUAGCAGAGAAGGGAAGGGCCACAGUAAGAGUGGGCUGGAUGUGUUUCCUGCCACCCCAGGCUCCCAGAACAAAGCCAACGAUGGAAUUGGCCAGGGACAAAGUGGGCCCUCUGUCCCACUGCACACUGACAGGGGUCCUCUAGACACCAAGCCACAAUCCACCAGUGGUGGGCGGCCCCUCGAGGUGCUGGAGAAGCCCGUGCAUUUGCCAAGGUCGGGACACCCAGGGCCUAGUGAGCCAGCGGACCAGAAACUGUCCACUGUCGGUGAAAAGCAAACCCUGUCUCCAAAGCACUCCAAACCAUCCACUGUGAAAGACUGCCCCACCCUGAGCAAACAGACAGACAACAGACAGACAGACAAAAGCCUGAGUCAGCCGGCCGCCACCACCGACAGAAGGGCGGAAGGGAAGAAAUGCACCGAAGCACUUUAUGCUCCCGCAGAGGGCGACAAGCUCAAGGCCGACCUUUCCUUUGCGCAAAGCGAGGCCCGGUUGAAAGGCGCGGAGCGGCCAGCCGCAGCGGUGGGGAAGGGCUUCCCUGAGGCCAGAGGGAAAGGGUCCGGUCCCCAGAAGCCACCGACGGAGGCAGACAAGCCCAGCGGCAUGAAACGCUCCCCCUCAGCCACCGGGCAGAGUUCUUUCCGAUCCACGGCCCUCCCUGAAAAGUCUCUGAGCUGCUCCUCCAGCUUCCCUGAAACCAGGACCGGAGUUAGAGAGGCCUCUACAGCCAGCAGCGACAUCUCUUCUGCCAAGGCUGCCGGGGGCGCGCUGGAGCCUCCAGCCCCCAGCAACAGGGACCAUAGGAAGGCUCAGCCUGCGGGGGAGGGCCGAACCCACAUGACAAAGAGUGACUCCCUGCCCUCCUUCCGGGUCUCCACCCUGGCUUUGGAGUCACACCACCCCGACCCAAACACCGUGGGCGGAGCCAGCCACCGGGACCGGGCGCUCUCGGUGACUGCCACCGUAGGGGAAACCAAAGGGAAGGACCCUGCCCCAGCCCAGCCUCCCCCAACUAGGAAACAGAACGUGGGCAGAGACGUGACCAAGCCAUCCCCAGCCCCAAACACUGACCGCCCCAUCUCCCUUUCUAAUGAGAAGGACUUUGUGGUACGGCAGAGGCGGGGGAAAGAGAGUUUGCGUAGCAGCCCUCACAAAAAGGCCUUGUAACGGGGCAGGCCCCGGGGCAGGACUGUGGAGACCCGUCCUGAACGGGCGACUGUCUUGACUACCUUUCAAAACCAGCACUGUGUGGGAAUGUCCGCCAGGCAGAGCUCGGAGCCUCAUUGAGAAAGGGGAGAGAGAAAGACAAAGAGAGGACCUUCUUCCAGAUGCCUUCCCAGUUGUAACCGGUAAAACUGUUACCAGAUAGUGUUUGUACAAAA